Messenger RNA from Gekko japonicus, 634 nucleotides. RefSeq names its product ubiquitin domain containing 2 (gene UBTD2). The record is from RefSeq and is a predicted model, not a curated record. Bases 1 to 423 code for a protein of 140 amino acids. Gene Ontology annotation, molecular function: protein binding. NCBI's taxonomy places the organism in Eukaryota, Metazoa, Chordata, Lepidosauria, Squamata, Gekkonidae. The transcript is spliced from 2 exons.
AUGGCGUGGUUCUCUCGCCUCCUUUUAGGUGCACUUACAGAGUGCUAUGACGAACUGGGAAACAGAUACCAGCUUCCUGUCUACUGCCUGGCCCCACCUAUCAACAUGAUUGAAGAGAAGGGUGACCUAGAGACUCUGGAUAUUCCUGACCCACCACCCAACUCUGGCCAUGAAUGCCAGCUUCGCUUACGCCUUUCCACAGGCAAAGACCUCAAACUUGUAGUCCGCAGUAUGGACACUGUGUAUCACAUGAAAAGAAGACUGCACACAGUGGAGGGUGUGGAGCCCAGCAGUCAGCGGUGGUUUUUUUCAGGCAGGCCAUUGGCAGACAAAAUGAAACUGGAGGAACUCAAAAUACCAAGGGACUAUGUGGUGCAAGUCAUUGUGAGCCAGCCCGUAAACCCCACCCCAGUGGAAAAUUGACUUUGCCUGUUUGUCUCUCCUUUCUUCCUCUCACUGUUUUUAUCAUGUGAGAACUUUUUUCACUCUUCCCCUGCCCCCUCCUUCUAUCCUGUUAAUUAAUUGGUUCCAAGCAAUGACCAGCAAAAAUUCCAUCUGUGAUGGAGCUUUAGGGGACGGACACACACACAGUCUAGAAACUACCCCAAAGAGUUUGUCCAGUUUUAAUGUUCAA